Molecule: messenger RNA, 363 nt
Organism: Cylicocyclus nassatus
Lineage: Eukaryota; Metazoa; Nematoda; Chromadorea; Rhabditida; Strongylidae
Source: the annotation of a GenBank genome assembly
AUGAUUCCUCAGACAGUCGACGGCGUACCUGCGGAGGGAGGCCCUAAUGCGGCAGACCUGCGGAGGACGCUCUUAACCAUUAGGGGGCGGGGCAAGGGGCGGUCCACUCGUGAUGACGUCACGUGGGAGCCGGAUGGCACACCAGCGGAGGAGACUCCAAAAUCUGUGCUCCGCAGGUGUCCCAUCUCCGGGACACCCGUGGAGAGCUCUGGACGACCAGCACCCGCGGAGCGCUGGCGCGCACCCAAGCUGGCGUGCAGCCAUCUGCCCAGAACCACUCACUCGCACGCUACAUUGCUCCUGUGCGGAUGCACUCUUCGAACCUUUGACAAGUACCUCCGGACCAAUUCGAGGCUGUUUUGA